AUGGAUCUGAAUGGUGAGACCAGCACAAAGCGCAAGCGCAGCUCAGUCGCCGCCCCCGCGGAGCGUCCUGCCAAACACCUGAAACCCGAGAGCUCGGCAUUAACGCCCGGGGACGCGACGCCCGCGAACGGGACCGUCUACGAUGUCGAGGAUGAGGAGGGUACAAGCCGGUUGAUGCCUAUCGGCCCCGCUCAGGCGGAUUCGCCGGAGUGGCAGGCUACCAUCGAGAAGGUGGUCAAGAGCGUGGUGUCGAUCCAUUUCUGCCAGACUUGUUCGUUUGAUACGGACUUGUCGAUGAGUAGUCAGGCGACGGGGUUUGUGGUUGAUGCCGAACGGGGGUAUAUCCUGACGAAUCGCCAUGUGGUUUGUGCGGGUCCGUUCUGGGGUUAUUGUAUAUUUGAUAAUCAUGAGGAGUGCGACGUUCGUCCUGUUUAUCGAGAUCCCGUGCACGACUUUGGUAUUCUGAAAUUCGACCCCAAGGCGAUUCGAUACAUGGAAUUGACUGAGCUCAAGCUUCGACCGGAGGCGGCCCGUGUGGGCUGUGAGAUUCGAGUUGUGGGUAAUGAUGCAGGGGAGAAGUUGAGCAUUUUGUCGGGUGUCAUCAGUCGGCUCGACAGGAACGCGCCGGAGUAUGGUGAUGGUUACUGUGAUUUUAAUACGAACUAUAUCCAGGCCGCGGCAGCCGCUAGUGGUGGCAGUUCCGGCAGCCCUGUCGUCAAUAUCGACGGUCAUGCAAUCGCGUUACAGGCUGGAGGUCGCGCAGAUGGUGCGGCUACGGACUAUUUUCUUCCCCUAGACCGCCCUCUGCGUGCGUUGGAGUGCAUCCAACGCGGUGAGCCUGUAGCCCGGGGUACGAUUCAGACACAGUGGAUACUCAAGCCUUUCGAUGAGUGUCGUCGCUUGGGAUUGACUUCCGAAUGGGAGGCUGCUGUUCGCAAAGCCUCGCCGCAUGAGACCAGUAUGUUGGUGGCUGAAAUCAUACUACCCGAAGGGCCCGCAGAUGGGAAGCUCGAAGAAGGAGAUGUCCUGCUGCAGGUAAACGGGGAGCUCCUCACGCAGUUCAUCCGAUUGGACGAUAUCCUCGAUUCAAGCGUCGGGAAGACCGUACGUUUGCUGGUUCAGAGAGGCGGUCAGAAUGUGGAGGUGGAAUGUGAGGUUGGCGAUCUGCACGCCAUCACGCCAGACCGUUUUGUGACGGUGGCCGGUGGCACUUUUCACAAUCUGUCCUAUCAGCAGGCCCGGCUUUAUGCCAUCGCCACUCGAGGAGUGUACGUUUGCGAAGCAGCAGGCUCUUUCAAGUUGGAGAAUACCCUGUCGGGAUGGAUCAUUGAUGCUGUGGACAAACGCCCGACCCGGAAUCUGGACGAGUUUAUUGCAGUAAUGAAGACGAUCCCCGAUCGGUCCCGGGUGGUCAUCUUGUAUCGUCACAUUCGCGAUCUUCACACGCGGGGGACCAGCAUCGUGUACAUAGACCGCCACUGGCAUCCCAAGAUGCGAAUGGCCAUUCGUAACGACGAGACAGGUCUAUGGGACUUUUCUGAUCUUGCUGACCCCGUGCCGGCUGAGACUCCGGUUCCGAGGAAGGCUGAUUUCAUCCAUCUCGACGGUGUCAGUCAGGCUGCGGUUUCGGAUAUCGUGCGCAGCUUUGUACGUGUGUCAUGCACCAUGCCCUUGAAGCUCGACGGGUACCCGCAAGCCAAGAAAACCGGUUUCGGGUUGGUGAUCGAUGCCGAAAAGGGUCUGGUUGUGGUGUCCAGGGCCAUUGUGCCCUAUGACCUUUGUGACAUCAACAUCACUGUGGCCGAUUCGAUCAUUGUCGCGGCCAAGGUUGUCUUCUUGCAUCCUCUGCAAAACUAUACCAUCAUCCAAUACGAUCCCAGUCUUGUACAGGCUCCUGUUCAGAGCGCCAAGCUGAGCACCGAGUACAUCAAGCAGGGCCAGGAGACCAUCUUCGUGGGCUUCAAUCAGAACUUCCGAAUCGUGGUCGCCAAGACAGCCGUUACUGACAUCACCACCGUCUCAAUCCCCGCGAAUGCCUCGGCGCCGCGCUACCGUGCGAUCAACCUCGAUGCUAUCACGGUUGACACGGGCCUGAGUGGGCAGUGCACGAACGGUGUGCUGAUUGGGGAAGACGGAGUAGUCCAGGCUUUGUGGCUUAACUAUCUGGGAGAGCGCACUCCGAGCUCUCACAAGGAUGUGGAAUACCAUCUCGGUUUCGCCACGCCGGCGCUCCUGCCCGUUACAUCCAAGAUUCAGCAAGGGAUCAUCCCGAAGCUGCGAAUCCUCAACAUGGAGAGCUAUGUGGUUCAGAUGAGUCAGGCCCGCAUCAUGGGUGUCUCGGAGGAGUGGAUUCAGAAGGUAGCCCAGGCGAACCCAUCGCGGCACCAACUCUUCAUGGUGCGCAAAGUCGACUGUCCUCCGCCGGAGUUCACGUCCACUGCGGAUGCGUUACAGGAAGGGGACAUCAUCUUGACCUUGGACGGUCAACUCAUCACUCGCGUCUCUGAGCUGGACAAAAUGUACGAGAAGGAGGUUCUUGACGCUCUUAUCGUGCGUAAUGGACAGGAGAUGCAAAUGAAGUUACCGACGGUACCUACCGAGGACCUGGAGACCGACCGUGCCGUUGUCUUCUGCGGCGCUGUGCUGCAGAAGCCGCACCACGCCGUACGUCAGCAAAUUUCCAAGCUGCACAGCGAGGUGUAUGUCAGCGCAAGGAGUCGCGGUUCCCCAGCUUACCAGUAUGGCCUCGCGCCUACGAAUUUCAUCACCGCCGUGAAUGGCGUUCCGACGCCGAACCUUGACAGCUUUGUCAGGGAGGUCAGCAAAAUUCCAGACAAUACAUACUUCCGGUUGCGUGCCGUGACCUUUGACAACGUGCCAUGGGUUGUAACGAUGAAGAAGAACGAUCAUUACUUCCCCAUGUCGGAAUACAUCAAAGACCCGACUCAGCCACUUGGCUGGCGCACGGUAUCCCAUGACAGAGACAGGCACAAGGAUGGCAUCACCCCCGACGCAGCCAAUCUUAACCCAGACGCCAUGGACGAGGCGUAUGAUGAGUGCAAAGUCGGGAUUGAGUUCCUGCCGAGCACAAUGCGCAUCUGGGAAACAAGCAUCCUCAAAGAGAUCUACACUGAUGCUACAUCAACAAAGGCAAUCAAUGACUGGCUCGCUCGCGAGAACAAGAAGGACAAUGACGGCGGUUAUACCACAUUUUACAUUGGUGACCUUCAGGCUCCAGACGCCAGGCCCGUCUUACCGCAACAAUGGAUGCUCAGAGAUAGCGUGCUUCCAGCAUGGUUCGAGCAACAAAAGACAAAAUACAAGAGCGCAGUGCAGAAGAUCAACACCACAAUUACGGAAAAGCGGAAGACUCAGACAAGCCUUGGCAAACGGACCCUCCAUUACGUGGUAUCCGAUUCGGAAGACGAGGACGUUGCUCACAAAUGGGAACUACCAACUGACCUGUCGCUAUACAGUGACUGGGUUGCAUACCGACACGCAACCUGGGCGAAGCAAAAACCCAAAAGGCAGGAAAACAUACUUGACGUCUACAACAUCCCAAACACCAUUCCGACAGACAAUACCAAAUGUGUCUGUAUAGUCAAAGAUGAUAUGGGCGUCCAUAGUGACCAAGCUGAUGCUAACACAGAGGAUCAAGCAGCGAUGAUGGGAGACGAAAAGGUCUAUGACUCCGAUCAAGAAGAUGACAGUGAAGACAUUGAUAUCGGAGCACUUUCUCUCGCUGACAUUGAAUAUACAGACACCUUUGAGAAGGAUUUCUACUGCUCCAUACCAUCAUGCCUGUAA
This is a messenger RNA of Aspergillus thermomutatus, 3807 nucleotides long. Its product is annotated as putative nuclear serine protease HtrA2/Nma111. The record is from RefSeq and is a predicted model, not a curated record. Gene Ontology annotation, molecular function: protein binding; serine-type endopeptidase activity. Gene Ontology annotation, biological process: proteolysis. The coding region runs from base 1 to 3807 and encodes 1268 amino acids. NCBI's taxonomy places the organism in Eukaryota, Fungi, Ascomycota, Eurotiomycetes, Eurotiales, Aspergillaceae. The transcript is spliced from 6 exons.